Messenger RNA from Mercenaria mercenaria, 3654 nucleotides. RefSeq lists its product as uncharacterized. The record is from RefSeq and is a predicted model, not a curated record. The coding region runs from base 286 to 2031 and encodes 581 amino acids. Gene Ontology annotation, molecular function: protein binding. NCBI's taxonomy places the organism in Eukaryota, Metazoa, Mollusca, Bivalvia, Venerida, Veneridae. The transcript is spliced from 2 exons.
UUAAAAAGGAGGUUCAAGUAUUUUGCGAUGCAUUUAUCAGUGUGUACAUAUUUGGAUUGUGAUUUUAGUCAGAAGAAGAGUAAGUUUAGACUAAACUAUGGACUUAUAAGACAUUAUGAAAAGUCCAUUAACACAAUGGUAUUAUAUAAUUUAUGUUUUUGAUAACAACAAGUUCUGCUGUUUAAAGGUGAAAACUAGGACAUUAUUCAAUAAAAACAAACUAUUUUGAUUACAAAAAAUAUAAGGAGCUGUUUAUAAGAUAUAAUAUAAUCGAGUAUCAAAAUCAUGGCAGUGUCAGAUCGGAAGGUUUCUGAUUUUCGUGGAUCGGUAUCUAAAGGUUCAACAGAGGAUUUUGACAAAAACUGUGAACCGUGCCUAGCUACUGGUCAGUAUAUGCAAGCCCAUGGAUUUUGUGUGGACUGUCAAGAAUAUGUGUGUAAAAAAUGCUUUGCUUAUCACCAACGGAUAAAAGCUACACAACAUCAUAAUCUUCUUGAUAUAGAUAACAUGGACAAACACACCAUUCAUAGUACAGAUUCGGCAGUGUGCAUAGAAAAAUGUCAUACUCACAAAAAUGAGAUCAUCAAGUUCUUCUGCACAAACCAUGAAUUUCUUGGAUGUAGUGAUUGUAUAACUCUGAAUCACAGCACAUGUAAAAUUGACUACAUACCUGAUAAAUGUGCAUGUAUUGGUGAUAGUGAUGAAUACCGGGAAACAAUGAUAGAACUGGAUCGAAAGAUGAAACAUAUGGAUGCUAUGCUCAAACAAGCAACACUACAAGCCAAGGAGGUAGAUUCCUCCUAUGACCAUAUCAUAAAAGAAAUUAUUAAGUUCCGCAAAGAGAUAAAUGAUCGCUUAGAUCAGUUACAAAAGCAAAUUCAGACAGAGGCUAAUAAGAAGAAGUUCACAGAUAAACAAAGAGUCCAAAAGGUGAUUGAAACAUGUACUGCAGCUUCUUCAGAUAUCAUGAAAUUCAAGUCAAGUUUGCAAGACAGCAAGACCUCACAAAAGAAUGGACAACUCUACAUCCUGAUCAAACAAGCAAAAUCCAAGCGAAAGUUGGAUGAUCUGAAGAAUGUUCAAGAAUCUUUAGGUAAGGCCAGCAUUCAAUACACAUUUGAAAGAAACAAAGAAUUAGAGAACAUUCUUACUAAUCAAGAUGUAUUAGGUAAGCUGAACUUAUCCACUACCCUGGUGAAGAAAGAGCAGUUGAACCCAUCUACUACUUUGGUGACUCCAAGAAAGAAGAAUGUAUUUGAUAAAUUAACUCACAUAGGAGAUAUAAAUGUAAAGACAAUGUCAGAUAAAAAUAAAUGUGGUAUCACAGGAUGUGCAGUAUUGUCUUCUGAUAGAGUGAUGUUGGCUGAUUACAACAACGAGAAACUGAAAGUAGUGGACACACAAUGCAAAGCUGUGAUACAAGAGAAGACACUUGACGCAGCCCCGUAUGACAUUGCUGUACUGCCUAAGGACCAAAUUGCAGUGACAUUGCAAAGUAAGAAAGAGAUCCUUAUAAUGACAACGACUGAUAAACUGUCAAUCAACCGAAGUAUUUCAGUGAAAAAAAACUGUAGUGGUAUAACUUACCAUCAAGGUCAACUCUAUGUGGUUUGCUGGGAUCCUGAUAGUGUCCAUUUAAUUGAUACCCAAGGUAAUGUCAAUAACAUAAUCAACCUAGACAAUGAGAUAUGUGGCAGCCCAAACUACAUACUGCUCAGUAAAGAUGCCAAAUACAUCUACAUCAGUAACACUUACAGCAACAGUGUUGUCAGUAUCACAUUACAGGGUGAUGUAUCAGAUGUAUACGAGAAUAAGGAUCUUAGUGGACCAGACGGAAUGAUGAUGUUGGAUGAUGGAUCAUUGCUGGUGUGCUUCAAUUAUGAAAGCACCAUUCAUCAUAUCUCAGGAGACUUGAAGCAAGGUCAGACAGCCUUAGAUGGAUUACAGCACCCACAGUCUAUAUGCUAUAAUCACCAUCAACAAGAAGUCUAUAUUGGUGGACACUGUGAUCAGCUUAAGAUUAUGAAAUAGCAUACACUGUGUAAAUGAAGAAUCCAAAGCAUGUGUUUGCAAUAAGAUAGGUGGUAUUGUAGUUACAACGCCUUUGCUCUAACCGUGACCUUUACCAUAGUGUCAAAAAACAACAACAACAAACAAACUUUUAACCUCUCAGCUCUAUCAAGCUACCUACAGACAAAGUUCUAUUACGAUAUAUAUCAUCCAUUGUUACUGAGUGGAUAUACAUUUUCUAUUUUUAGUAACAGUGAAUCAGUGCUUCGAAUAAACUUGUUAUACACCAAGCCUUUUAACAGUAUGUCAAUCCUAACUAAAUUAGUUUUUAUAAACUGGAAACCAGUAACUGUGAAGUUGACGCUAUGGCAUCUAAAUGGCCCUUUCCUUUACCAAUGCUCACCGAAACUUGCACAUUAAAAGAACAAAAGUAGAGUUUACUGACUGGGCACAUAUAAUUUAAAAGGCAAUAUGUCCCUUAAAACUCAUUCCAAUGGACAAAGAAGAAAAUAUGCGCUCAUCCUCUUGAAAGAGAAGCGUCUUAUGGAUUUGUGCUGAAUUCCAGGCAGAAGUUGCUGCGAAAUUUUUCUGACUAUGAUGGCGCUACAAUAUACUAACGUUGAAGAAUCAAAGGGCAAUAAAUCUGUUCAGUGAAAGAAAUCAAACAGAAACAGGAAGAUAAUAAUUUAUGCACAUCUGCCUUUGAUAGUAAAGCUUCCAAUGAAGUAUGGCUAAAUUCCAAUCAGUGGUUGCUCAUAAAUACUCCGGAUAAGAAUUGUACUAUAAUAUACUACUCUAGAAUAAUUAAAGGGCAAUUACUCGGUACAUUGUAUAAUAUCAUCCGUCCGCAACACAAAUAUAAAAUGUGCAUCUCCAUUUGAUGAUGAACCUUUCUAUGAAGUAUGGCUAAAUUCCAACCAGUGGUUGAUGAGAAAUACUCCGGACAACGAGCUUUGACAGGUAAUAAUAUGGAAACUUUAUAUACUGACAUUUAGCUAACAUAACACAAAAGCUGAUGAUCCUGAUGUUGAUUUAUGUUUUACGGCGCACCACAGUGUAGGCUACAUACAGAUACUGCAUUUCAGCAUUUAUUCGUUCUUCACGGAAAGCAAUGAUCGUGAGAGUUCCAUCCAGAAAAUUUUGAAUUGCUAAAAUACAAUGCAGAGUCAUAACCUAUCAGCUACCUUAAAUGUUGUACUUACAACCACUACCUUAAAAUGUUGUAAUUUCAUUUGAUGACAAUGACUUUUCGUGUUACAUUAUUUGCAGCAAAGUGCUCUUGAACAGUAAGAGAAAUGCUUCAAAAUGACUAAAGCAUAAGAAACACUUUCAAAAUGAUCCAAUGAAUUGAAGAAUAUAACCAGUCUAGCUACGUUGUUACACAAAUGUGAUACCAAUUUUUUUUUUUUUUUAAUUUCUCGUUGUUGGAUUAUAUAUCUUAUAUUUCAGUAUAUAAAUUUAGUGUAAACCAAUGUAUCAUCAUUGAGAACAAUAAAUAACUUUGGCUAAAAGAUCAAAACGUAAUAACGUUUCUUAUUGUCGUAAAAUUUCUUUAAUGAAAUUUAUGCAUGAAUUAUGCAUUAUUUUAUUUUCAUGCACUACUAAACUUUCUAUCAGGGCCUCACUACAACUUAUAAAAUAACU